AUGACUUCGUACCACUCGUCAGACUCAAAACAUAUCCAAUUAACAAAAACACAAGCCAAGUACGCUACUCCAACGGCCAACAGUGAUUUGGAAUACAACUCCAGCAAGGGCACCAAAUAUACAGUUGAUUUUGGUGAUGCGGAUCGAACAUUUUCAGUAAGCGUAAAAUGAUUAUUAUUAGAAAAAGUAGAUAAAUUUUAAAUUUUAGGUUAAAAUCUAAAAAAAAAUAAUCUUUAAAGAUUAUAUUUAGACUUUCAUGUUUUUUUAGUUCGAAGCAACUAAACAGCCGGAUUCUACAGAAGAUCUUAGUUUGUUAAACACUUCUUACAUGUUAAUGCCACCAUUGCACAGCCGUACUCCAUCUCCCAGUUCGCAAUACUUUCUGUAAGUUUUUUUAAAUAAGUGAAAUUUACUAACUACAUUAGAUAAAAAAUUGAAAUCAUUCAUGUAUAUUUGGCCACAUAUCAAAACAGUUUUCAUGUACAUUUGGCCACAUAUCAAAAAAAUGAUUUUUACACUUUUAAAGAGCAUUUCAACAUACAUAAAUUGUGUUAUGCGCAUUGUUUGUAUUUAUGCGUGUUUUUACUCACGCAAGGUACACAUGUGGCCGUUAAUAUUCUUAAUUAAUUUUACUUUUAAACCGUUCUUUUAACUUUUGGAUAACUAAUCUUGUAAAUGUGUUAUAUAUUGGGAUUAAAUAAGAAUUAAGUAAAUUUGAGCUUGUCAUUUAUAUUUAAAUCUGAAUAUUUCAGGGGCAUGCAUAUGUCUAUUACAUCUAUAUGCAUAAAUCCGGGUAUUAUAUAUGUAUCUAUAUGUAUUUUUGAGUAAUUAAUGUAGGUAAACGUAAAUUUUGAGGCUGAGAUGUAACAGUUCUUUUAUAUAAUAAAUGCGAUGAUUUCACUGGUUUUUAUUGCGGGGAGAGGGGGGGGUAUACAAUUUCUUACAUUUCUUAUCAUACUCAUUUGUGUCUUUUUUAAGAAUUAUAUUGUAUUUAUAUUGCUCUUGACAUUGACGUAGCUGCACUUUUCUCGAUAUUAAAGUAGUUGAUAUUAAUUUUUCUGAUAAUUUGUUUACUACUUUUCUGUUGGACGCACACAACUACGAUUUUAUCAGAUAGAACUUCUAAAACAAAAAACCGUACAACAAUUUACAUAUUUUUUUCAAAAAUACUUUUAAAACUUAUUUUAUAUAUAUACAUUCUUAACCUCUAUUCAAAUUAAACCACGAUGACAUGUAAUUAGAAUAUAAAGGAACGAAAGCAAUGGAGAUGGAAAAUAUUUAAUAAAUUUAAAACUUUCAGUGAUUCGCCAUCUAACUGUUCUUCCGUUCCAUUUUCGAACCGAGAAUUUCAACCGACUACAUCGACACACACUCCAGCGGUCGGGACAAUAAUGAGUAUUAGUGAAAAGUUGCGGUCGCUAGUCAGUCGUCGUGACAAUAAUAGUUUGAGCCAUAGGCGCGGUUCCGACAACUUCAGUAAAUUUUCCAAAAUUGGGGGUGAGGUGAGCCAAUUUUUAAGUUAUUGAACUUAAAUUUGUCUUAUUGAGUCUAAAAAGCUGUGUUGAUUUUACAUUAAGGUCUUAAAAUUUUAGAACAAUAUUAAAACGCAAUUUCUUCAGGAGAUGUUGGCCGAUCCGUCGACCAGUGCCAAUCAAACGGACAAACAACAAGACAGACCACAGAUAUCAUUGUUUACCGAGGUUUACGACGGAACACAGCCUAGCUCGUUGUUUGAGCGUUCUCGCACCAGCUUGAAGAACAACAACCAGCCACAGACGACGAAAAGUGCUGAUGAAACCAGUUCCACUGCGCAGCCUAGUCCCCGUCCGACCUCCCGGAUGCGCUCAAGUUCAGAGGUUAAAUUUCCAAGACGGCAAGACGUUUACAUCAACAAAACCGACGAAUAAUGUUUCAAUUUUGUUAAUUUAAAUAAUUUUAAAAAAGAAUACCGAUUUAUCCUUUAGCUAACUUAAUGUUUUUUUAAUUCUUGAAAUUUAUAUCAUUUAUUAAAAUUAAGACUUUUUUUUGUCUAAUUGUAUUCAAAUUUGAUUACUUAAUAAAUUUUUUAUCACAAGACUACUAACCUGUUUUCAAAACUUUAAAACAGCGUAAUUUACAAUGCCGUCGUAGCAGAAGCCUUUACGGCAAAGAUAAAAUACAGAAUUCCGUUGCCCUAACGUAUUUACGGCCGACAACGCCUGCGGGCACAGUUUUGACCGUGCAUUUUUUUAUAAAACAGACCGCCUGAAGGCGAUUGGCUUUGGAAGCGCGCAAAAAUGAGAAAAUUGGGAAAUCCGCCUCAGGGAACAUAAUUGGACGAGAUAUGUUAGUUUGAGCCCUCAGGGCAUGGCUGCUGACACAAACUUCGACUUGGCCGUUGUUUUUCGCAAGAUUUGCCGUUAAGAGUUCUGAUUCCAGUUUUUGAAUGUGCAAGUAAGAAAUUAUCACAGUUGCUUGCUAAUGUUACUCCCGACAAAAACGACAAUUUCAAAAUUGAAGUAAGUUUAAAUGUAUAUUUAGUAUUGCUUACUUUUAGCUUGUAAAGCUACGACCAAUGAAAACUGGACUUAUUGGAGGUUGCCGCAAGUGCGGACAAACAUUUACCGAUCGCUUGGAGUUUAUUCAUCAUAUAGUCGACCAUUUUCCGACUGUUUUUUACACUUUUGAAAGUUUGGACAAGACGGACUCAACACAACUGCUAAAAAAGGACGUCGAAAUUAGUACAACAAAUUCGAUUAGAAAAGAAGGUAUUAACGUGGCACAUUCAAGCAGAAAAGAAGAUGAUUGCACAGCCCAUUCAUCAAGAAAAUACAGUAAUAGUAAGACAAUUUCCACAAGUAACGCUGCAAACAAAUCAAUAAUAAAAGUUGAAAACGUAAAAGACGACACAGAUGAAGAUCUACCGUACUACAUGUGCCCACAUUGUUGUUUAACAUUUUUAGAAACCCACUGUUUUGAAGAUCAUUUGGCAACACACGUUAAUGGGGUAAAAAAGUGUUAAGACUUUUUAAGCUAUACUGGAGAUCUUUUAUAUAAUUAUAUUUGAUGUUGCUUUAUUAUAUCAAUUAAAUUUAGAAUCUGGAAGAGUCAAAAAACGCAUGUGACAUAUGUGGAUUACAAUGCAACAACAAGUACCUCUUAAGCGAACACAAACAGAUGCACUCUAAAAAGUGCGACAUGUGUAAUGAAGUAAGACAUUACACAUUAAAUAAAAAAUUAUAUGAUAAUUAAGAAAAAAAAUUCAGUUUUUGCAUAUUAGUUAAAAAUAUAUUCACGGCUUUUCUAAAUAUAUAAAAAUUUUAGGUUUUCACUACACUAUUUGAUUUAAAUUUGCAUAUUGGCGAACACCUGGACUAUCCCUAUAAUUGUAAAGAUUGUGGCAAAUGCUUUCCAACGCGCAAGUCAUUGGCUGAACAUAACAAGAUUCACAGAAUCGUUGAAAAUCUAGAAGAAGCCGAAGAAAUAAAACCUCAUAGCUCCAAAAGUUUAAAUCUUUCCAUAAGUCAUGGCGGUUGUAGCAACCGAACCAGAAAGGUAAGUAGGAUAGGAUAAAGUAGGGUGGUAUAUUGUAGGGUAGAGAAUGGUAUUAGGUAUAUAAUUAAAAUGCGGCAUAUCUCUGGUGUUUUUUCAAGAGUUAACAUACAAAACUUUGUUUACAGUUCUGUGAUUAUUAAUAUAAUACAUUUUAUUAAUAUUUAAGUUAAAAAACACGUCAAAACAGGAUCAAUGCAACCGACCGGAAAGUUUGUUAAAUUCCAAUUUGUAUUUUAAAUCAUUGUCGAAAGAACCAUGUCGGAAACGUCGUUCUCGUGCUGCGAAAGCUAUGAAAACUGUUGGCAAACCCGACUCAAUCAGCAAUAACACGUUUGAAAUGAUGGUCAGCUUGUCCAACAAACUGUUCCAGCAAUUAAUGGAACAUGAUGAAAAUGCGGUAUGA
This is a messenger RNA of Bursaphelenchus okinawaensis, 3937 nucleotides long. Lineage: Eukaryota; Metazoa; Nematoda; Chromadorea; Rhabditida; Aphelenchoididae. The record is from the annotation of a GenBank genome assembly.